CAUAUCAAAAUCUCAACAUCAAUCCCAGUAGCUGCGCCUAUGGCAGCUUUGACGAAUUUUCUCCAGAAACAAAAGAAACAGCAUGAACCGAAGUGGAAAGUCGAGAUGAAUCAGCGGAGCAUUGGGGGAUGCAACCGUCGAUGAAGUCCUAUCUGCGCGGUUCCGAAACAAUUCUUGUAUGAUAGACCCUCUAGAUGACAGAUGCAAUAACAUUGCGUCUUUGAAUUGUUGGCACAAGAGGCGCUACAGGAUCCUUGUCGACACCGGUCGAAGUCUAGAGUCGUAGAUCCGUAAGGUCAUAUUUGUAUCGUAUUUCGCCGAGGUUGCUUCCGGGUCAACUCGCUCGUUGCUCGUUGUAAAUACAACUCGACCGUAACAUCAACAACAGGUUCACAGGCGUGGGCGACUAUCAUUUGCAUCGUUUCUUGGGCAAUAUCGUGGAACGACUAUAUCAUCACCAUGCCAUCGGUAUCAAGCACAGGGGAUGCCCCCUUCAUGCCUAGGUCGGCAAGCGUAUCGGGAACCAGGCCGAUUUCGCAACUAGCCAGACAUGGGAAAUACGUCGCGAUCGGGACUGCAGGCGUAUGGUACUGUGAUGCUCUGAACCUCGUUCGGGAAGCUAUGGACGCCGAGUCUGAUGGGUCGUGGCUGAACAAGAAGGGGACCGCCAGUCAUAGAGGAAGGAAGACCAUGACGCUCUCUCUACUACUGCAGGGUGUCACUGUGGCAAUAUUUCUCUACCUCGUUGUCUUCUUGCCAUGGCUUCGGGGAUACAUGCCAAAUUACCCUCUGUGGCAGCGAUCGAAACGUCUACGGUUGAUCGUUCCGGCAAGUCGGGUUCUGGCUCGAAAUAACGGCCACCUCGUCGCUCACCUCGCUUUGCGAUUGCAGGUUCUGACGUUUAGCAUCUUGGUUGGCUGGCUGUCUUGCGUACGGGCUCUGAAAGCAGGUGCAGGUGUAGGCCUCUUCAAAGCGAUGACCGCUGCGACUUCCUUCCACCUCUUGAUAUUCGGAUGUAUCGGCUUGAUCCCAACCCCAAUGGUACCGCUUCCGAAUGUGGUACCCUCUCGCAACGACAUCGACCCCAAGACCAAGUAGAGGAUAGCAUCAUCGGUUCCCCAUACAACACAUCGCGCCGCCAUUUUUGUACAUUCACGUGUGCCGAGGUACAACCAUCAACAUGACAUAUAAUUCA
Filobasidium floriforme is the source of this 1195-nucleotide messenger RNA. RefSeq lists its product as uncharacterized. The transcript has 5 exons. The record is from RefSeq and is a predicted model, not a curated record. Bases 460 to 1098 code for a protein of 212 amino acids. Lineage: Eukaryota; Fungi; Basidiomycota; Tremellomycetes; Filobasidiales; Filobasidiaceae.